Molecule: messenger RNA, 1716 nt
Organism: Miscanthus lutarioriparius
Lineage: Eukaryota; Viridiplantae; Streptophyta; Magnoliopsida; Poales; Poaceae
Source: the annotation of a GenBank genome assembly
AUGCACAAGGCUGCUUCCGUCCUGCUCACAGUUUUUACCUGUUCGUGCACCUCGAUCUUCCUUGCAGCGCUGGUGCUGCUCAGCAACGCAGCCAACAUUGCCAACAUACUGAAUCUUGUAAGCUACCUGCGCGAGGAGAUGCACAUGGAUGUGGCGAGGGCCUCUACGAUGGCGAGCAACUUCUUUGCCGCGCUGCAGAUGUUCUCCAUCCCAGCAGCCUUCCUUGCUGACUCCUACGUCAAGCGCUUCUACACUGUCCUCAUCUUUGGCCCAAUCGAAAUACUGGGCUAUAUCCUUCUGGCGGUCCAAGCGCAUGUCCCAUCUCUGCACCCGCCACCGUGCGUUGCCGGACAGCAGGCAACCACCAUCUGCGAGUCCGUGCACGGCUCAAACCUGAGCCUGCUCCUGCUGGGCCUCUACCUGAUCCCCAUCGGCGAUGGGGCGGCUCGGGCGUGCCUCCCAGCUCUCGGCGGGGAGCAGUUUGACACGUCCGAUCCCGUAGAGCAGAGGCAGGAGUCGAGCUUCUUCAACUGGUACACUUUCGCCAUCUCGACGGGUGGCUUCGUGGGGCUCGUCUUCAUCGUGUGGGUGGAGAACAGUAAAGGCUGGGACCUUGGCUUCGUUGUCUGUGCCUUGUUUGUGAUGCUGGGGAUGCUGAUAUGGAUUGCCGGCCUCCCGUUCUACAGGAACCAGCUGCCAAGUGGUAGUCCCAUCACAAGGAUAUUGCAAGUUCUUGUAGCAGCAUUCAAGAAAAGAAAAGUUGCAUUACCAGCCAACUCAAGUGAGCUAAAGCAAAUAAGCCAUGACGACACCAGUGCCCUCGAAAUGCUGCAUAGAACCGGCGGAUUUCACUGCAUUGACAAAGCAGCAGUAGACACCGGAAAGACUGGUGCCUGGACUCUCUGCAGCAUAACCCAGGUGGAGGAGACCAAGAUCAUCCUCCGCAUGGUGCCCAUCUUCCUCAGUGCUGUGCUGGGGUACAUUCCGGUGCCGCUCAUCCUCAAUUUCACCGUGCAGCAGGGAAACACAAUGGACACCAGGCUUGGAGCGGUUCACAUCUCACCCGCAACGCUAUUCGUCAUCCCUACGGUUUUCCAGAUGGUUAUCCUCAUCGUUUACGACCGGUUCAUUGUCCCGUUCCUAAGACGAAUAACUGGGUACGUGGGCGGUGUCACGCACCUCCAGCGCAUCGGCAUCGGGUUCCUUUCAACCGUAGUGGCCACCAGCAUUGCAGCCCUAGUGGAGGCCAAGAGGAAAAAGGUGGCAGAAGACAGUGGCCUUGUGGAUGCUACAACUGGAAUUCCAAUGUCUGUUUUCUGGCUGACCAUACAGUACUUCCUCCUAGGUGUUGUGGAUGUCACCUCCUUUGUAGGGCUUCUUGAGUUCUUCUACAGUGAGGCGUCCAUGGGGAUGAAGUCCAUUGGGAGCUCCAUCUUCUACUGCAUCCUUGGGGUGUCUGCUUGGCUGGGGAGCCUGUUGAUCCAAUUGGCAAACCGAUUUUCAAGACACAGUGAUGGUACAGGAGGCUGGCUUGAUGGCACAAACUUGAACAAGGGGAAACUUGAUCGAUUCUAUUGGUUGCUAGCAGUUCUUGAGGUGGUAUCACUAUUAGUGUACGCCUUUUUCGCUUGGAGGUAUGUUUACAGGAAUGACCAAAGGGUUGUGGUUGAUGGAGAUAAUAAGGCUCCAUCAGACGGUGCUAUAAAUGUGAUCUGA